Anopheles cruzii is the source of this 1218-nucleotide messenger RNA. Its product is annotated as signal transducer and activator of transcription 5A-like. The record is from RefSeq and is a predicted model, not a curated record. The coding region runs from base 1 to 1218 and encodes 405 amino acids. The transcript has 2 exons. Gene Ontology annotation, molecular function: DNA-binding transcription factor activity, RNA polymerase II-specific; RNA polymerase II cis-regulatory region sequence-specific DNA binding. NCBI's taxonomy places the organism in Eukaryota, Metazoa, Arthropoda, Insecta, Diptera, Culicidae. Gene Ontology annotation, biological process: cell surface receptor signaling pathway via JAK-STAT; defense response; regulation of transcription by RNA polymerase II.
AUGUCUCUUUGGGCCCGUAUAAAUCAGCUUCCCAGCCGUAUUCUCGAGGAAGUUCGUUCCAUGUACACGGAUGACUUUCCAAUCGAAGUACGCCAUUACUUGGCGGAUUGGAUCGAAGAACAUCUGCUGAUUCGUCCUGUGCCCAUCGAUCAGCCCGGUGUAUGCGAAGAUUUCGUCACUAAGCUGAUCAACGAGGUGGAAAAAACGGCAUUCGAUCUGCCGGGCAACAUCACAGCGAAAACCAGAUUGAAUGAGGCAGCCUUCAACUUUCGUGUGCUGCGUUCGGUGAAUCCAUCCAAGCUGUUCUUCAAUAUAAUCUGCUGCCUAGAGCGUGAACAAGAAUAUGCCGCCUUGCCGGCCGGAUGUCGCCUGUGCGUCGGAAAUCCUGAGCUCCACAAAGUGUGCGCUGCGAUCAAAGAGCUGGAGGACAUGGCACGCCAAAUCGAGAAUGACAACAGUAACUUCAUGAAAAAACUUGGCUUACUACCAUCGGACAAACAUGCGUUGCAGUAUGUUCAUACGAAUCCGCAGGAGCUCGCUAUUCCGGCAAUACAUGGUUAUUUCAACGUAGUUGAAAUCCAACAUGUAACCAACGAGCAAACGCAAUCCUGUACGCGCAUGGAAUUGGCUCUAGUGGAUGGCUUCCGCAAUAUGAUCAAAUCCACGGGAGAUGUGCAAGCCAAAGUGUUGAAUGAGUACCUCGUUCAAUGGAAAACUAAUAAGCUCUUGCACCCAAAUGCAUGUCCCAACACAGAGUGCGAUCUCCGCGUCAUACAAGGUUGGUGCGAGUCCUUAGCAGAGAUCAUGUUGACCACUAAAAACCAAAUUGAACUUGCCCUUAUGAACGUGGCGAACCGACGCAUGGUGUAUAAUGUAUCAGAAAUGCUGUCCCAAGCGCUGAAUGAUGUAAAAGGCUUACUCAAAACGUUAAUCACUCAAACGUUUAUAAUUGAGAAACAACCACCUCAGGUGAUAGCCACCAGAACCAGUUUUGCCGCUAGUGCCUGCUUACUAGUAGGCAACGUACUCAACAUCAGAACAGUUAAUCCGCUGGUGAAAGUAUCGAUCAUUUCUGGCACGCAACUUCAGCGAGCGCUGCAAAGCGAUCAACCACCAGAGCAAUCAUGUGGUGAACUUGUGAGAAACAUUGAACAGUUCCAGUAUAACGUAGCAACGAAGAAAUUUUCGUUUGGACUAGUUUUGAGCCCAUCGUCGUAA